Messenger RNA from Pangasianodon hypophthalmus (striped catfish), 2705 nucleotides. RefSeq names its product phospholipase A2 group X (gene pla2g10). The transcript is spliced from 4 exons. Gene Ontology annotation, molecular function: calcium ion binding; phospholipid binding. The record is from RefSeq and is a predicted model, not a curated record. NCBI's taxonomy places the organism in Eukaryota, Metazoa, Chordata, Actinopteri, Siluriformes, Pangasiidae. The coding region runs from base 310 to 780 and encodes 156 amino acids. Gene Ontology annotation, biological process: arachidonate secretion; phospholipid metabolic process; lipid catabolic process.
UUAAGAAACUCGAGAUCUACUCAAGAAACUCAAGAUUUACUUGAGUUUUCCAUUUAUUCUCUUAUAUCUUUUAUGUUUAAUAAUAAUAAUAAUAAUAAUAAUAAUAAUAAUAAUAAUAAUGAUAAUGAUAAUAAUAAUAAUUCCAGUGUUACCCAAAAGGUGUGGAAGCAGUGAUGCUCAGAAGAUCUGAAGCAGCAGCUACAUAAAGGUUAAAUAAGAGAAGGCUUGUGUGUUGUGUGCUCCUGCUCCUGCUCCUGUGGAAGUCCAUGGGCUCCAGUUGCACUGCUGAGACUCAGUUCACUUCCCACAAUGACAGCUCUGUAUCGGACAUUCCUCCUCCUCCUCCUCCUCUCAGUCAGUAUGGCUUUAAUGGUGGCACAGAGGUCUGUGAGGAGUAAGAGAAGUCUACUGGAGCUCGCCGGGAUCAUUAAAUGCACCACGGGCAGGUCGGCCUUAUCCUACGUGAUGUAUGGCUGUUAUUGCGGGCUCGGAGGGAAAGGCUGGCCCAGAGACAGGGCAGACUGGUGUUGCCACAAGCACGACUGCUGCUAUGGUGAUGCGGAAGUCGCAGGCUGCCAGACAACGACCGACAAAUAUCAGUGGACUUGUGAGGACAAAGAGGCUGACUGUGAUUCCCUUAAAGACAGAUGUGAGAAGAUCCUCUGCCAGUGUGACAGAGAAGCAGGCAGGUGCCUAAGAAAGGCCCCUUACAAGAAGAAAUAUGCCUUUUGGCCAGACUUUCUGUGUGGCUGUGUCCAUCCUACCUGCAAUAUAUACUGACGUUGUGUAUUUAGUCUAUCUAUCUGCUAUUGAGUAAACAUGCUUUAUUGCAUAUUGAUCGGUUUUUUUCGGUUUAUCAUUAUUUUCAGUCAUACAUGUAGUCAAAGUUGUCUUUUGAUGGUUUAUUACUUUGGAGAUUAUUAAUCGUUAUUAGUGUACACUUGAGUGACAGUUUAAAGGAAAAAUGGUGGCUCUGUUAUACUGUGCGUUAUACAUUUUGCUGGUAUGGUUCAGGUUCACUUGUUCUCUUGGGAAGAGUCGCUGCAAAUCAGUACAAAGUUAUUAAUCAAAGUUAUUCUAACUGAUCUGAGCUUUAUCCUGUGAUGAAACAUUUCUGUCCUGAUCCAAGCUGACAAUGUGUCCAUCCCAAUGACUGUAUAUAUGAGUGGACAAUAUGGCGCCAUUUUCAUGUACUGAGGCCUUUUUUUGGCCAUCUUGAGGAAACAAUCGAGGAAAUUUGAGGAAAAAAAAGAUACUGCUCUCCAUGAUUAUCAUCAGUAUGUCACCCAUAUGAAUGUAGAAGUGCUCUUUUAUGCACCGUUUGUUCUGUCGGUGGAGUUCGUUUAAAAAGGAGUGACUGGCCAACCUUAUCAAACUACUUCAAGUGUUAGCUAGGAUCAUACCAUCAAUAGUUAAUUGUUAUGAAAUUUAGCUAGUUUUAGCUGUCUUGGUUUAUGCCAUCACUUCGUUCACUCACAUUGGGUUGCUAGGUAUAAUAUCAGUACAGCAAUUAGCUAGCUUAGAUAAGAGCUCAGGAGAAGACAUGGCUUUGCUACAAAACUGUCAAGAGAUUUAGGUGUGACUUGGAAAGUGUGUGUGUGUGUGUGUGUGUGUGUUCAUGAGGCUGGACUAUUUUGUCCAAAAAUGGCAAUCGCCUCAUCAAACAGCUCCUAUAAAACAUGUUCAUUGUAAGGAAUAAAAUUCGGGGAGAUAUCAAGGUCAACUGAACGAGUAAAUAGUGACAGAACACUAUUCCCAAAAAUAAUUUGUGGAGAUGCUAACAUGUUAACAUUUAAGUUUGGGUCUUUUCUCAUUCACUAACAUAGGAAUGGGCGGGGUUAAAAAUUGUACAGCAGUCAGCCACUAGAGGGCCUCAGAGACAUUCAGGCUUCACUUGUGAAUCCCUGGUGCAGUGUGAUGUCCAAUCAUAUAUACAGUAUACUGUUACUGGUCCAUCCACAGAUAGAUAACUGAUAGAUAGAUAGAUAGAUAGAUAGAUAGAUAACACACACAGAGACUCGAGCAGUAUGUUGGAGCACAUUUGAUGAACACUAGUUUUCUAAACCUUACUUUUCACGUUUAAGACUUUUUAACACUUAAUUUCCACAUUUUAAUAUAAACAAUCAUUUUUGAUAUCAUUUUUCAUCAUAUUCAUGUAUAAAACAUCACUUCAACAGUGAUACACACUUCUGCAUGUGUGUAAUACUAACCCUUUAGCUAUCCAUCCAUCCUUCUGUUCAUAUAUCCUCCAUCUAAACUAAUGUUCCUCUAAUCAUCCAUGUCCUCCAUGCAACCAUCCACAUGUAUUCCGUUACCCUAACUGCAUGUCUAAUCAUCCAUCCAUCCAUCCAUCCGUCCAUCCAUGCACUCCUCUCUCUCUGUUGUAGACAGAUAGAUAGAUAGAUAGAUAGGGUGUAGUCCAAGUUUAGCAGAGUAAUAGAGAAACAGGAUGUUUUCCACUGUGAUAUUUUCCACUCUGAAAUAAAAUAAUUAUUACUUUUUUUAAUUAAUUUGACCUGCAUUUAAGCCUUCGAUGAUGGAUACACGUCUCUGUUUUUAUAUUGUUCUCAUUCUUUAAUUCAGAGAUUCCCAUCACAGUCUGUUGGAUGCAAUGUGCAUUCAUCCUUCAGGAAACUCAAGAGUUAAAAAGUGUGACCCAUAUUGAAGUGUUUCAAAUGUUUUAACUGUUAAAAAACCAUUCAGCU